AAAAUCUGGACAGCAAUAUGCUUGACGUGCGCAACCCAGUACCAGAAGAAAAGCGACGUUCCCAGACCCCCACCAACGCUAACAAUGCCUGGCAGAACUGCCGCAGGCUGAUCUAUGUCCACAGGUCCGCACAAAAAGGAUAUAUGAUUGGUCAUUGGCCCAUUCCAGAGAACUUUUGGCCGGACCUGAACAGUCCCACCUUGACCCCACGGUCAGCCCACCCUAAUGUGAAGUUUUCCUGUACCCCCUGUGAUCCUAUGGCUGUCGAGAAUUUCCCCUUUGAUAAAUACGAGUUGGAACCGUCCCCUCUGACACAGUACAUCCUGGAGAGGAGACAGCCAAAUGCUUGCUGGCAGGUGUUUGUAAGCAAUAGUGCCAAAUACAGCGACAUUGGUCAUCCGUUUGGCUAUCUAAAGCCCAGUAGUAAUCUCACCAUGGUCAAUCUGAUAGUGAUGCCAUACAACUACCCAGUGUUGCUGCCUCUACUUGAAGAUCUAUUCAAAGUCCACAAACUGAAACCUAACCAAAGAUGGCGGCAGCAGUUCGACAACUAUCUCAAAACCAUGCCAGUGUACUAUGCAGGGCCACUGCGGAGAGCUCUUAGUCGUAUGGGUGUUCCCAACCUCGUACCAGAGAACAUGGAAAACUGUCUUAGCUACAGCGUUAUUUCCUACCUCAAGAAACUGAAGAACCAGGCCAAGCAGGAUUACGACCGUCUGGUAGCCUCUGUUGGACAGAAAAUACCUCUACAUGAAGGAAUCAAAGUACAGUCAAGGUCCCAGACGUCACUUUUAGAGCGGAAGGACCUGCAGCAGUUAAUGCAACAUUACGGGGGCUCUAUCUCAGUGCUGAAGGAACAGCUCAGUGAAUACAGUGGCUUCAGUCUGGGUGUUCCUGACAGAGAUAUUAAACCACAGAUGUAUAGGAAUCCUUUUGAUAUACCAAGGACAGAUCUUCUCGAUCAAAUAUCCCGGAUGCGUGCCAAUUAUUUACAGCCCUCCCCAACAGGCACCCGCCUCGUGGAUGACGAUCAAAUGCACAGCAUACCAGUCCAAGAGAUGGGCAACUACCAGGAAUAUUUGAAGAAGGCCCCGCAGCCGCUGAGAGAGAUUGACACACAACCUGUCAGGUUACAUAUGUUUGGAAAUCCCUUCAAAGUUAAUAAAAAUAUAAUGAUAGACGAAGCAGAUGAGGCAAUGCCAGGGCAGCAGAAAAUGAAACGUUCCUUAGAAUCUCCGCCCAGUUCUCCAGGCCCUAAGAGACGGAAACCUGGUCCUCUCCCCAAAGAUAUAAAAUGGCGUCCAGGGUCCCCCUCCAUAGGGCAACAAAUGGAAGCCCAGAAAUGUGACGAUUCUAAAGUCAAAGAACAAGAAACAAAUCACAACAAUCUGAUUGCCAAGGACAACAACCAUGUGAUCAAGAAUGCCUCUCCUGAACCAAUAGAAAUGAACAAUCACUUUGAUGCCUCAGACACAGAAUCUGUGAACAGUGACACCAAUUCCCUCUCGCCCCCAACCAUAGUAUUAGAUGGUUACACAUCGCAGGGAGAAGAGGACAAUCUUAGGGGGAGGCUUUCACCCAUGUCAAAAUUACAGCAACAGAAACAAGAAGCUCAGGCGAUAGCGCAUAAUAAAAAAUUACGACGAUUGGUCGUUCGGGAAGUGAAACAACCUGGAAAAAAUUAUGCCCCAUUGUUUCAACAUCUCGGCUGUAUCCAAGGCAACCUUGACCUCAAACUGACAUUUCUUAGAGACGUAAUUCAUGAAGCCUCGCGCUUCAAAAAACGCGCGCUGAUUGAAAUGCUUGAACAGUUUGAAGAGACGUUGGUGAAAAAAGAGAUGGGAAAUAACAACAGACAAAACAACUGCCACAAUGUGAAAGUAUUACCAGGCUCUAAUGACGGGAGGUAGCUGAGGAGGUUGGGGGGGG
Lingula anatina is the source of this 1929-nucleotide messenger RNA. RefSeq names its product integrator complex subunit 6. Gene Ontology annotation, cellular component: integrator complex. Lineage: Eukaryota; Metazoa; Brachiopoda; Lingulata; Lingulida; Lingulidae. The record is from RefSeq and is a predicted model, not a curated record. Gene Ontology annotation, biological process: snRNA 3'-end processing.